UGCGGUAGUUGAGCGGAAGGGGCUGAGUCGUAGCAACAUGAGGGAAAAUAAGAACAUGUCUGAGUCCCCAUCUCAAGCGGGAAAAGAAAUACCAGUCAAGAAACAGAAACUAAGCAGUGAUGAGAACAGUAACCCAGACGCGUCUGGGGACGAGAAUGAUGAUGCUGUCAGUGUUGAAAGUGGCACCAACGCAGAGCGCCCCGACACGCCCACCAACACCUCCAACGCCCCAGGCAGGAAGAGCUGGGGCAAGGGAAAAGCAAAGUCCAAAAAGUGCAGAUACUCUUUUAAAUGUGUCAACAGCCUGCGGGAAGACCAUGGCCAGCCCCUGUUUGGUGUCCAGUUCAACUGGCACAGUAAGGAGGGAGACCCACUGGUGUUCGCCACAGUUGGAAGCAACAGGGUCACUCUGUAUGAAUGUCAUUCUCAAGGAGAAAUCAGACUCCUGCAGUCUUACGUGGACGCAGAUGCAGAUGAGAACUUCUACACGUGUGCCUGGACCUACGACACCAACACCAGUCACCCCUUGUUGGCUGUAGCCGGAUCACGGGGAAUAAUCCGCAUUAUUAACCACAUCACAAUGCAGUGCAUCAAGCAUUAUGUAGGUCAUGGUAAUGCGAUCAAUGAGCUGAAGUUUCAUCCAAGAGAUCCAAAUCUUCUUCUGUCGGUCAGCAAAGAUCAUGCGCUUCGUCUUUGGAACAUCCACACGGACACAUUAGUGGCCAUAUUUGGUGGAGUGGAGGGUCACCGAGAUGAAGUCCUGAGUGCUGAUUUUGACCUCCUGGGUGAGAAAAUAAUGUCAUGUGGAAUGGACCACUCCCUAAAACUCUGGCGACUAAACUCGGAGAGAUUGCAGAAGGCCAUCCGUGGAUCUUAUGAAUACAACCCCUCAAAGACCAACAGGCCUUUUGUGUCACAGAAAAUCCACUUUCCUGACUUCUCCACGCGGGACAUCCAUCGAAAUUAUGUGGACUGCGUGCGGUGGCUCGGCGACCUCAUUCUCUCCAAGUCGUGCGAGAACGCCAUUGUGUGCUGGAAACCUGGAAAAAUGGAGGACGACAUCGAUCACAUCAAACCCAACGAGUCCAACGUGACCAUUCUCGGACGCUUUGAGUACAGUCAAUGUGACAUCUGGUACAUGCGCUUCUCCAUGGACUUUUGGCAGAAGAUGCUGGCCCUGGGGAACCAGGUGGGGAAGCUCUACGUGUGGGACCUUGAAGUGGAGGACCCACACAAAGCCAAGUCCACCACACUCACCCUGCCCAAAUGCACCUCUGCUAUACGACAAACUAGCUUUAGCCGUGACAGUAGUAUUUUGAUUGCGGUGUGUGACGACGCCUCCAUCUGGCGCUGGGACCGUCAGCGCUGAACAACCCAGCAGUGAAAUCAGGUUUUGUAAAAAGAGUUCCAGCUCUCCUACUUCAUGUAAUAUUUUAAAGGCUUUGUUCACACCUUCGCUUGAUGGAAUACUUUUUGUACAUUUAAACUCUGGACUUAACUUUGUGCGCAGUUCAGAUAUUCAAAUGUUUAUUUUAUCUUGUAUUAGUUCAGAAACACCAUGAAUCAUUUAAUAAUCAUAUAGUUACGUUAGGAAAAUAGCCUGCAAUACAAGAAGGAAUUAUUCCCCUCAGUAGGCUUCUUGUGUUUGAGUGUAUGUCGACUUUUAAUAAACUUAUUUUUGU
Messenger RNA from Entelurus aequoreus (snake pipefish), 1682 nucleotides. It is a transcript of the gene eed, whose product is annotated as embryonic ectoderm development. The transcript is spliced from 12 exons. Bases 38 to 1369 code for a protein of 443 amino acids. NCBI's taxonomy places the organism in Eukaryota, Metazoa, Chordata, Actinopteri, Syngnathiformes, Syngnathidae. Gene Ontology annotation, cellular component: ESC/E(Z) complex. Gene Ontology annotation, molecular function: nucleosome binding; protein binding. The record is from RefSeq and is a predicted model, not a curated record. Gene Ontology annotation, biological process: negative regulation of transcription by RNA polymerase II.